Molecule: messenger RNA, 5837 nt
Organism: Leptopilina boulardi
Lineage: Eukaryota; Metazoa; Arthropoda; Insecta; Hymenoptera; Figitidae
Product: proteasome adapter and scaffold protein ECM29
Exons: 25
Coding region: 207-5645 (1812 amino acids)
Biological process (GO): proteasome assembly
Cellular component (GO): cytoplasm; nucleus
Molecular function (GO): molecular adaptor activity
Source: RefSeq, a predicted model, not a curated record
UGUUUCUCAUUUUAAUGUGUAUAAUAAAACACAAAUUAAAGGGUAUAUCAUUGCAACACAUUGUUGUUAAAGUGCAGAGGUAGCAUGUUUUGAAUUAAUAUUUUCAUUAAUUAAUACUGAAGAUUUAAUGUUUUAUGGUGAAGUUUUUAUAAUUAGCCAAUUUUAUCGUGUCAUUCGUUUCGCACACCAACACAAACAAUUCCAAAAUGGCAGGAGCGACGGAUGAACUCAUUCUUUUGGAGCGGGUUUUUCUCCGCCUUGGAUCUGCAGAAACAGACGAACAACUUCAAGCUUCAGUAUGUAAAUUUUUACCUCCUGUUUUAUUGAAGCUCUCAAGUACUCAAGAAGGUGUGCGAUUAAAAGUAAUGGAGCUUUUAAUUCACAUUAAUAAAAGAGUGAAAAGUCGUCCUUUGGUUCAACUUCCUGUGGAAGCACUUUUACUCCAAUAUCAAGAUCCAGCGGCUAGUUCGUUUGUAAUUAAUUUUACGAUUAUAUACAUCAAGUUAGGAUAUCCUCGAAUGAAUAUCAACAAACAAGCAGAAUUGGUUCCAUGUAUUUUAAAUGCUAUUGAAGGAAAGCCCUUAUCUCAUCAAGACAGUUUGCUGCUUAUUAUAAUGCCAGCUUUGGCUCAUAUUAAAGUUCCAAUGGAUCCGGAUAAGCGUGGAGCUCUUCUUGGCUUACAUGACAAACCGAACGUCGCUAAACAGCUUAUAAAUUUUAUGCUCGAUAUGUUAUUACUGCCAUAUGGAACUGUGGGAAAUGUGGAGAAUCAACAGGCUGGUCAACCAAUUGAUUGGUCACAAUUUCCAGUACCACCAGGAUUAAGUACAUAUGCUUUUAAAAGAGUUAUUGGAGAAACUCCUCCAACUGCCGAGCAACUUGAGCAAACUAAAUUGGGAAUUGUGAAAUUUAUUUCGGGUGGAGUUUUCUCCGAUUCGGAUAUAUUCAUUCAUUUAAUUGUCGCUGCAGCUGACACAAGAUUUAGCGUUGCGAAUAUGGCUGAUUUAGAGCUGAAGAAAAUAAUUGGAACACUCGAUUGGUCAUCAAUGCAACUUGCUGCUCCUCUAUAUUCCCUAUUUUUGGGAACGGAUGCUUUAGCAACGCAAAAGGAAGUAAAACCAGAUAUGAAGAGAUUACCAGCCGGUACACGAAUUCGUCUUAAACUUUUAUAUUAUCUUUGUCGUGUAACUAACGCGGGUUUUAUUAUUCCUCCCUGCAUUCAAGUUGUCUUUGAUUCUCUCUAUGGAAGCAAUACUAAUCCAAAACUCAAAACAUUGGCAUUACAAUUUACAUCUAAUAUCGUUCAACAUUGUAAUCCUACAUCACUGGUUAGAGUAGCUGGUGUUAUUUUAAAUGGAAUAAUGAAAUUAAUUUCCGAAGGUGAUCCCAUGCAUAAACCAAAAGCAUACACAAUUGUCGGGCAACUUGGACAAAAAAUUCCUGCUUUAAUUAAUAAAGAUUUCAGCUUAUUGGAAAAAUUCUUUGAUACUCUUGCAGCUACUGAUGGCGAUUUAAGACACACAGUUCGAAAUGCUUUAAUCAGCAUGUCUUCUGCAUUUAUUCUUAAUAAAGAAGAUGAACAAAGUAUUGCAUUAAUGAACGCAUUAUUGUCCGUUCACAUUGAAUCGCCAGAAUCUCAUGUUAGAUUUGUUGCAGUCCAUUAUGCGGCAACUGUUUUUCCAAAUGAUGAUGCUCCAUCUCGCUAUUUACUUCUUCUUGCUAGUGGCGAUACAAUGCAGGAGGUGAGCUUGGAAGCUCUCAAAGCUUUAUAUGGUACGGCUUACAAAAAUGAGCGUGAUAAACAAAAUCUAAAAGAAAUUCCUCUACCGGAAUUCACAAAACUUAUUUCGUACGUUCAUUUAAAAGCUCAAGCAAAAAUUAAUACUUCAAAUUCUGGAAAAAAGGAUUCUAUCAUUAAAAGUUUACCAUAUAACAAUGCAGCAUUUACUGAGAUUGUUCUCUACUUGCGUUUAUCUCUAGCUAAAAGUGCCAAUAUUUCAGCGCAAGGUGAACAAAUUCAACAUCCUUGCGAACACAGUCCAUUGAUUGGACGUUAUCUUGAAAAUUUGGUAAAAGAACAGCCGGAGAUUUUUAACAAUUAUCUCAGUUUUCUCAAUAUUAAAAUUGGUCAUUCAAAGGAAGCUGAUGAAGUUUCAUUAAACGCAUUAUUGGAAAUACUUGGAACAAUGUCACCUGAAAUAUCAAAACGCUAUGAAAAAGAUUUGCCAUGGUUGAAAAAAUUACAAGGAUCAACAAAGGAGAAUUAUCGAGAAUUAAGUGCCAAAAUUUAUGCCUGUAUUGUCGCCAAUUUGCCUUUAAAUGAAUUUGAAAGUCAAGUGUCGGAGAUUGUGAAUUGCACAAAAAAUAAAGUACUUGAAAUUCAACAUGGAGCAUUAUUAGCACUUUCUUUUAUGAUCGAGCAAAAAUUAUUGUCUUUAAAGCAGACAAAUAUUGAAGAGAUUUCUAAUUUAAAAGUCUACAGUGUAGCAGUUGAAACAAUUUGUCCAUUUUUAAGUGAUAAUAAUUCGUUAUUAAUUAAUGCUGCCGCGCAAGGAAUUGGAAUAAUGGGAAAAACAUUUGGUUUACCAUUACCAGAUAAUAGUGAUAAAGGUUUUAGUAAAAUGAACAUUGUUGAGAAAUUAUUUUCUAUUUUCACAAAUUCGAAAUUGAAUAAUAAAAUAAAAGACACAGCAGUACUUGCACUUGGAUUUUUAUGCAUUGGAGAAGAAUUUCCUCAUACUAAAUUUAUUGCUGAAAAAAUUCUCACUUUCGCUAAAGACACUAAAGAUAUUGAAAUUCAUCUCACUCUAAGUGAAGCUUUAAUAUGUUGCGUUCAAGGACCAGGUUCUAUAAAUGCGAGAAAUAUUUGGAAAAUACCUUCUACUGAAUAUAAGGUUUCAUAUAGUAAAACCAGCGAUGAGCUUCUUGCUUUUGUUUUGACAAAAAUGUUCCAAAUUGUAAAAGAACCUCAUCCAAAUUUGAGACAGGCUGUAUGCAUAUGUUUGCUCUCAUUAGUAAAAUACAAUUCAGAACGAAGUUGUAUAAAGGAAAAUUUUGCAAUUCUUCAGAAUUCAUUUAUGGAUUUACUUUCAGAAAAUAAUGAAUUUGUACAAGAUGCUGCUUCGAAAGGUCUCUAUUUGGUUUAUAAUUCAAGUGGUGAAAAUAAUCGUGAAUCUUUAGUUUCCAAUUUAUUAGAACAAUUUGUUCAUGGACGAAGAGAAGGAAUAAAAGUAACAUCCGAUACAGUGUUAUUCGAAAAUAAUGAAAUGGGCAAAAGUCCAUUGGGAGGAAAUUUAUCAACGUAUCGUGAGAUAUGUUCACUCGCUUCAGAUUUAAAUAAUCCCAAAUUUAUGUAUCAAUUUUUACAUUUAGCGAAUCAUAAUGCAGUUUGGAAUUCAAAGAAAGGUGCUGCUUAUGGUUUUUCGGCAUUCGCUGCUAUUGAUACUGUUGAAUUGAAAAAAUAUUUACCAGCUAUUGUACCUAAAUUGUUUAGAUAUCAAUUUGAUCCCACUCCAAAAACUCAACAAAGUAUGGCGAGCAUUUGGCGUGCAAUUGUGCCAUCUACUAAUAAAGCUAUUGAGGAGUAUCAUAAGGAAAUUUUGGAAGAUUUGACUAUUAAUUUAACUGAUGGUCAGUGGCGAGUACGUAAAAGUUGUUGUCACGCCUUGACUGAAUUACUUCGUUCGAGUGCACCGAUUAAUUUAACUGACAAAGCACCGGAAUUAUGGAAACAAUUAUUCCGUGUAAUGGACGAUAUUCACGAGGCUACUAGAUUAGCGGCUGCAAACACUGCCAAAAUAUUCAGUCACUACUGUAUUCGUCGAUGUGAUUCAUCAUAUGGAAAAUCAGGCGAAGAAGUGUUACAAGCCGUACUGCCAGUUUUAAUAGAUAUUGGAAUAUCGCAUAAUUUAAGUGCAAUUCGAACAAUUUCAUUGCAAACAGUAUCACAACUUGUGACAGCGGCUGGUAUUUUAUUGAAACCUUCUCUAGUCAAUUUAAUACCUGCAUUAUUAAAUGCAGCUGAAGAAUUGGACAGUCCUGGUCUCAAUUAUUUUCGAAAUGCAUAUUGUACCUCACAAGAAACCCAAGAGAUUUUCGAUACUAAAAGAGCAAGCGAGGCUAAAAGUCAUUAUUCAACAGAGACAAUUACAAAAUGUAUUCCUUUCAUCGAUGCACCAAUUCUCAAAGAAUUAAUGCCGAAAGUAACUGAUAUUAUGAAAUCAAGUAUAGGACUUGGAGUUAAGGUUGCAUGUUCUCAUUUCAUUAUUCUUAUGACUUCACAUUUAAAAAUGGAAUUACAACAAUAUGCUGGUAAAAUAUUAACAACACUUCUGAACGGUCUUACUGAUCGUAAUAUAUCGAUAAGAAAAAAUAAUGCAAAUACAAUUGGUCAUGUGGUGGGUUGUGCUAAAGAUUCUAGCGUAGAGAAAUUAUUAAAUACUUUAAAUAAAUGGUACAUGGAAAGAGAAGAUGACUCUAUUCGACUUGCAAUUGGACAAACUCUUCAAUCGAUAAACAAUAAUAAUCAAGAGAUUAUUAAAACACACAUAAAAAUAGUUUUACCUUUAACAUUUUUCGCUAUGCAUGCUGAAAAAGUACAAGGAAAUGAAGCGACAAUUGAAAUUUGGAGUGAUUUGUGGUCUGAAAUUUCACCUGGUACGGAAACUGGUAUUCGACAAAAUUUAAGUGCCAUUUUAGAUAUUUUGAAAACAGCUUUGGAAUCUGCCUCAUGGACAACAAAAGCACAAGCUGCAAAUGCUGUUUCAACUGUUGCAACAAAAUUAGGAUCAAGUAUCGAUGAUAGUUCCAGAGAAAUAUUAUUAAAUAUUUUGACAAAUGGUCUACAGGGGAGAACAUGGAAUGGAAAAGAGCGUCUUCUUAAUGCUCUUUCUUUACUUGCUUGUAACAGCAAGGAAGCAUUGAAAAAAGAUAGUAAGUUAACUGAAGAAGUUUUGGGAAUUUUAUAUAAAGAGAGUAAGAAAGAAUCUUUGGAAUAUCGUAGAUUUGCUUUAAAAGCUUAUUCAGAAGUUUUACACGAGUUGGAUAUUAAUAGAUUUACUCAAAUCUAUGAUAUAGCACAAGAAGUUUUACCGAAGUUAUCAAGUAAAACUGAUGAUGAUGACGAUGAUAAUGACGUUUCAAGAAGUGAAAAUUCAAAAAAAGUUGAAGAUAAAAUGAAAUUACAAGAAACUAUUUAUGAAUCUUUAGGGAAAGCUUGGCCUUCUUGUAAAGAAACUCAAGAUAAAUACUGUUUGCAAUUUGUUACACACUGUAAUGAAAUGCUACCAAAUAGUACUCGAGUCGUUCAAGUUGCAAUUUUGACGACUUUAAAUCUUUUUGUUGAUAAACUUAUUUUAUUUAAAAUUCCGGCUUCAGAGAGUAAUCAAGAAAUGUUGGACACCGUUUAUGAGACAUUGGAAAAAAUUUUAACACAAUCCAUAAAUAUCUCAAAAUACACGAGAAUAAGAAAAGAAGCGCUAAAUAUAAUUUUAUCACUUGCACGAAAAAUGGCUGAAACAAAUAAUAGCAAACAAUUGGAAAAAAUAACAGCUCUUUUUAAGGAAUUUCUUCCUGAAUUGUCUAAAGACAAUCAACCGGAAAUUCGCACUAGAGUUGUUGAUAUUAAAACAAUGCUUAAAAUUUAAUCAACAAUAUCUCAAAUGAAGGUAAAAUUUCUUCAUAAAACAUUAUUUCCAUUUUUCAAUGUCAUAGUAAACUACGAUUGAAUUUUUAAACGUAUAUAUGAAUAAUCAAUUUUAAAUCACGUAGUCAUUCAUUUUUUUUUUUUUUUAAUUAAAUGUUGGCAACAUAAAAAUCAAUAUACUUUUUAAUUAAUA